This is a messenger RNA of Naegleria lovaniensis, 1026 nucleotides long. RefSeq lists its product as uncharacterized. The transcript has 2 exons. Lineage: Eukaryota; Heterolobosea; Eutetramitea; Acrasida; Naegleriidae. Gene Ontology annotation, cellular component: dehydrodolichyl diphosphate synthase complex; endoplasmic reticulum membrane. Gene Ontology annotation, molecular function: ditrans,polycis-polyprenyl diphosphate synthase [(2E,6E)-farnesyl diphosphate specific] activity. The record is from RefSeq and is a predicted model, not a curated record. Bases 1 to 1026 code for a protein of 341 amino acids.
AUGUCUUCCAAACCUAAAGAUAUACUCACCUCUCUCUCACCAACGCUUCUCUCUCACAACAAUGAACGAAAAAACUCCGAAUACGGUUUAAUAGGAGCAUUUCGUUCGUGUAGUCAUUUUCUCAUUCAUUCAUUGUAUUUAUUGUUGUACUCUUGUUAUUUGAUAUAUCAUCAUGUGUGGAAGAGGAUUUCCCAAAUGAUGAUGAUGAUGAUGGUCGGAACAAGUGAUCAUCCCUCUUCAUUGACUCAUCUAUUCAACCAAGAUACUACUAUUAGUAAAUUUCCGAAUCAUUUAGCAAUAGCAAUAGAUACAGAAAUGCUUUCUCCACACAUUCUUCACACAAAUUCACACAUUGCAACAAGACUCGAUAAGUUGAGCAGUUUGGAUGGACUAGUCAUGAAACAAAUUCAAAACAUUAUAUAUUGGUCAUUGACAACAUUUUCAAAUCUAAACAAUCAUUCCAUUCAGAGUAUUGCAUUCUAUGAUAAACAUGGAAUAUUAGAACAACAUUCAAAACAAAUUUUUGACUUUGUUGAAAGAGCACUGAUACAGAGCAGUGAUGAAUUUACGAUCAAUCAAAAUAUUAAAAUUGUAGAGGUCAGACAAGUUGAAAAUGAAAUUCCAUACUUGAAAAUUUCAACAACAAGGAAUAUUUCUCAUAUUCAAAGUUUAACCGUUCGAUUACUAAGUUUUCAAAAUUCUGGAAAACCAAGCAUUACAAAAUUAGCCAAUUCCAUUUAUGAAGAGUUGAAACAUCAUGAACAAGAUUUGGAACAUUUCAAUGAAUUAGUAAGGCAUAAGGUGAAUGAGACCCUGCAUCGUCACAUCAAAGAAAAUAUUCCUGAACCAAAUAUUUUAAUUUCAUUCAGUAAUCCUGUGUUAAUUCUUCAUGGCUUUUCUCCUCUGCAUUUGAAGUAUACUCAAAUUGCUCAUGUUGAAAAGUGUUUUGUCAAACAAUUCACAGAAACAGAUUUUGUGAAAUGUAUUUUUGAAUACAUCUCGUGUAAUCAAAGAUUUGGCAAAUGA